AAAUAAGGUACAGGUUGUAUAAAAGCAAAGCUCCCAAAAAAAGCUCCCCAAAUGCAUAUAUCAAUUUAACCCAAGAUCAUGAGUCAAAUGGACUCGAACAUUGGGUGAACUUGACCCUUAAAAGGGUCAAAAUUUGGAUUAAUUCGGAUAACUGAAUUAUCUUUUCUCCUCCUUCACUGUGCUUUAGUUUUGUAGGUCUGACCAAUCAUCUUCCUGUGCUGCAGAUGUUUUUGUUGGACUUUAAUUGGCAGGGAUGGCUGGCAUUAACUGACAGGUGGAGAUAAAAACACAAAGAAUCAUAGACAUAGACCUGUUUAGAUAACACAGUAACUCUAUGAUUAGUGCUGUACUUUUUAAUGCCCCAAAAAACAAUAAAACUCUUAACUCAUAUUGAAAUAUGUUUAAGCUGUGUGUCAAUUAUGAUUCAUUUCUGACUGACUUAGAAAAAAAGCCUCCUCAUUACAAAAUGGACGUCAGCUGUCUUUUUUUCAUUUUAGGACAAACAAGCAUCAUGUUCCGGUAAAUCAUCUGCAGAUGUAAUGCAGAAAUGGAUCAACUAACACAACGCCCAUGAUUUGUCAUAGUAAUCUGCUGCCUAGAAUGAGAGUGAUCCAAUACGUGUCUCCCAAAAAAAGAGAAAUUUAACCUGCUGUUGUUCUCCAGAGAGAAGACUGCCCUUGUUUUUCAGCUGUGCGAUUACACAACCUUUUCUUAAUUUUCACCAGCUGAACAUGACUCUGUCACAUGUAUGCUUUACAUACGAACCAUAUAUCACACAUUCAAUGAGCUCUUUUGUGGUGGAGCGCUGUAAUUACACAUAUCAUUGUGUUCCAGGGCAGUGGCUUUCCUGAGAGUUUAAUUUCAUCUUUUAAAGAGGAUGAAGUCAUGACAGUAAACAACCCAAAAGAUUACAUACCAAAGUCGCUGUGUAAGAAGUACUUUAACCCAAAGACCUUGUUAAGCACUCAUCAAUAGUGUGUUUAAUGCUAACAAGUGCAAAAAAGGAGUGAGACAAUCCUGCUUUUAUUACACAUUUUUAUUAAAGAGAAACUCACAGACUCACUACAAAUGACGAAAGUGUAAGUAGGUUUUGAGGUGCAAGUGUAAUUUUUUAGGGACAAUCAGAAAAUGAACAUGAUCAUGUCAAUAACAUUAUCCAUCUACACCCAUAGAUUGGUUGAGGGCAAAAAAAAAAAGGAUAAAUAAACUGCCAGACUUAAGGGACUGAUAGCAACAAGGAUGGGCCACCAGAUGUCGGCUCUGACCUAUGAGUAAAGCACAAUAGAGACUUUGUUAACAUCACUGCUGAUGGGGUUUAAAAUGUUUGUGACCACAGUCAGUCCCUCCUUUAAACAGACAAAACUGUUUAUGGUGUGGACAUAAGUCUGUGAUAUUAAAUUAAAAGCUCUUUUGCUGUCACUUAAAAAUCUGCGUUGCGAUACUCUUUGGUCAAAAGGGAGGGUGGAAUUUGUGCAUUAACCGCCUCUGUGAAAGUGCUUUAGAGCAUAAAGACUAAUCCCCAGAUUCAAAAGCAUCAAUUCAACUAAAAAUUCCUGCAAUCAUUUGCAGGGAAUUUUGGCUAAAACUUUUGGUUAUUUUUUCCCUGAAGUAUAAAAUGGGGUGCACUACUCCAGGCUCGCCAGCUGGUGGCAGUAAUGUGCUAUUAUGUCGUGUAAGUUCAUCGAAGAAGACGGACGGCAGCCAAGGAUAAACACUGUAUGUGUUUUUGUUUUGGAUAACACCGAAAAUGUGAUUUUUAACGUUGUUCUCGCCUUAUAGCCAUCUGGUUAUGGCUGAAGAACCUGGACGAGGAAACGGAAGGUCAGACUCCGACUGAUGGUGAGCCUUGUUCUCCCCUUUUUCAGUCAGUGUAGCUGCAGAAAUGCCUGUCAAGGUUAGCAUUAAGGUUAGCCAGAAGCAUGCUAGCACUGUGACAAUAACAUGAACGGUCAGUAGGAAGAUGUCCGUAUCUCUCUCUCACUCCAAACUCAGCCUUAACUCUUGCCAGCCUGCCUUGAACCGGAGGAGCAGAGAACAAGAUGCUGCUGAAGAUGCCCCAGAAGCUGCUGAAAACUGCCCAUUACAUCGAGCUGGGCAGCUAUCAGCACUGGCCCGUUUUAAUCCCACAGAGGAUCAGGCUGUACACCUACGAGCAGAUCCCCCUCUUCCUCAAAGAAAACCCCUACAUCACAGAUGGCUACAGGGCCCACCUGCCCUCCAAGCUCUGUCUGAGGAGGUGGGAGUCAUGAGUUAUACACUACAGGCCAAAAGUUUGGAAGCAAGAGUUGAGUUUAAUGUAUUCUGGGAUGUAUUUACUACACGAUCAGAUGUUGCUUUCAUGGAAAUGCAAUCCCUGGAACAUACCUUAAAAAACUUGUGGAACGAAUGCCUGGAAUAUGCCAAGCUGUUGUUAAAGCCAGAGGAGGUUACUUUAAAGAAAGCAAAGUCUAAGCAACAAUAACUCAAAUACCUCAUAAUUAUAGUCAAAAUGUCUUCCGAUAAGUUACUCUUUACACAAUAGUCAUGUUUAUUGUGUUGCAAAUUAUAUAUAUGAAACUGUGAUCUUUUUUUGUACAAAUCUGAUCUUGCUUCCAAACUUUUGGCCUGUAGUGUACAUGUCUAGUUUGAUGAAAGGACAAAUUCUUUCAACAAAUUUCUGGUUAUAAAUUAGUAAAUGAAAUGCAAACAAAGUUAAGAUGUCUGGGGUUGCAUGUUCUAUCAUUUGCAUUAGUGUGACAUUUGUUCUUCUCUCUGACUUUAGUAUUUUUAUGCUGUCCAAUGAGACUGUGAACAUCUGGAGCCACCUUCUGGGUUUCCUGCUCUUCUUCUCUCUGGGGGUAAACGAUGUCUCGUCAGUAUUGCCAGCCUCCGGCGCUAACAGAGAGGACUACAUCAUCUACGCCAUAGGACUGUUCUGUUACCAGGUACAGCUGCUGAAGGCGUUGAUUCCCAGGGGAGAAACAAGAGCUAAAUUAUUGAUCUCCUGAGCAAAUUGCAGAUAUUACUGAAGUUCUGAACCUAUACCAAUACCCUCUACUUUAUUUAAGGCCCCAGCAUCACUUUUCACUAUAUGUUUAAACGUGUUCAUUGACUUCAUUUUCAUUCAUCAUCAUUGUUUAUCAUAAUGUAGUUGUGUGGCAUAACAAACGUGUUCAUGUGGAUUCACAUUCCCUACAACAGGUGCAACUGGUUCACUUCUAUCCGACAAGGUGUGUAAGCUGUGUGGAGAGGGUCAGAGUGUACAUACCUACAAUAGAAAUAGUAUUGUAGUGCAGCGCUCCUCCUCUUGUUAGCCAUUCAGUGUAUGACAGUGGUUAUUGUUUGUGUGAGCUGUGAACUAUUUGUGUUGUAGGAUUUGUCAUGGGCCUACAGCUUGUUAGUGUUAUAUGUACAUUUGAAGUGAGACUGAUUUCCCUUUUAGAACAGGUAUUGAAACCCUCCCAUUACACAAAAACUGAUUAGAUUGUUGAAAAGUUUCUUAAGAUAAAUAAAUGUGUAUUUAGUCUCAGUGUCCUUCAGUCUGUGAGGGUUGUGUGUGUGUGUUUUUCCCAGGUGUGCAUGUUGUGUUCUGUCGGGUAUCAUCUGUUCUCCUGCCACCGAUCAGAGAAGACAAGCCGUCGCUGGCUGGCUCUGGACUAUGCAGGCAUAUCUGUCGGCAUCCUGGGAUGUUAUGUGCCUGGGAUAUUCUACGCUUUCUACUGCAACGCUGUAAGUGCAAACAAGAAUCAUCCAAGAUUACCAAGAUUUGAUUAACUCUCUCAUGAUGUCGAUCAAACAAACUCACAGACUAUCUGAUUUCUUAUUGCCUGAUUUUCUCUCUCGCAGUUUUGGCGACAGGUGUACCUGCUGACUGUGUUGUCCCUGAUCCUGGCAGUCUUCUGUGCCCAAAUCCACCCCCGUUACCUCAGCAAUGACUGGCGAAGGAUACGGAUGACAAUCUUCUGCUGUGUGGCUGGCAUCAGUGUGAUCCCAGCGUGUCACUGGGUUUGGCUCAACGGGGGAUUAUCUACUGAUGUGGUUCAGGUCAGGAAAUAAAGCAAGAAAAGAAGAUGUUGGAACUUGUUUCAAGUUUUUGCACAUUUUUUAUUUACACUUUUUUAGCAGAAGAUUAGGAAGAUAAGUGUUUCUCAGCACUGAUACUCUUUAUUGAAGCUUUUAUCUGAACAUCCAUUUGACAGUUAAUCUGCAGAUUAUCCAAAGCAACAAGUUUCAUCCAUGAAUCUUUGCGCUGUCCUCUCUUGACUUUGUGAUGUUUAGUCACACUGAUUUCUUUUAUCCGCCCAUGUGAAGCUGUUCCUGCCUCGAGUGAUUGUGAUGUAUCUAAUAGCUGGAUCUGCCUUCAUGUUCUACGUCACCAAGAUCCCUGAACGCUGUUUCCCAGGUGAGUCUUUGUCCGUCUCUGUUAUUUGGUCUGAAAAAUUAAUCUGUGAAUAAAGUCACUGUAAGACAAUUGGAGUUAAACUGACUGUGUGUUUUGUUGUUGGUAGCAACACUGUAUUAGCACUAAGGCUGUUGUCAGUCUGGGUAAAAGACUGACCUCUGUGGUUUUGUUUAAAUAACCAAAAUGCCACCAGAGUUUUUAACAAAACAGACGUCUUUAACAGACAAGCGAACAAGAGAAAAAAAAUAAUUUAAGUACAAAGUUUCAUCUAUAAGACGUCUUUUCCAACUCAGUGUGUGACAGCAGAAGUCUGAUGAACUUCAGAGGUCAGUAUGUUUACAAAGAAUAAUCACAGAUGAGUCAGGAGACUGCAAAACCCCUGCAGUUUUCUAUCUUUUUUUGUAAUGGAAUAUUUACACUGCAGUAGGUUGCAAAGAGGCUGUGUUUUAAUCGUGUAGGAUGACUAGAAAUGAUGAAAAACCUAUCAUGUUUUUUGUCAGCAGUGUCUGACAACCAGCUGUUCUGGUGGUUUUAAUACUGUUAGCAAUUUAGUAUCCUAAAGAAGGCUUAUAUUUGACUUUUGGCUUAAUACUUGAUAAUCUUUUGGAUUUCUUAGCUUCCUUCUCUAAAAGCAUUUAAAAUCACCUACUGUCAAAAUAACCUGUGAGAAUUAAAAACAAUUUUAAAAAAUCAGUUCAUGUAGGAGCAAAAUGGUUUCCCUUCUGUCGUUUUCUAGGCCAGCUGAACUAUCUGGGUGCCAGCCAUCAGGUGUGGCACAUUCUGGUGGUGUUGAUGUUUUACUGGUGGCAUCAGACAGCUGUACAUAUCAUGCGUUUCAGGCACAGCCGGACCUGCCCAACCCAGACCAGCAGCAGCAGCCAAGUUUAACAAAACAAAUCUUGUAAGGGUAAGGCAAUCAGUCAUUCGCCAGUACACUCCAGUACAAAUGACUCCUUUUAGCAUUGAAAACAUAUUUACUGGUUGGCUGCUACCUAAAGAUUUUCAACCACUAGUAAGUUAAGCGGUUUAUCUGGGAGACUUGCAGAAUUCACUUUCUACAAAGAGCUGAUUGGUACCACUCAGUUGCACUUACCCUGAACAUCAAUCAAAAGAGGCCAGUACCAUUUUUAAGUCGGUCAAAAGAGGAUUUAGAGUUUCUGAAAAUCUCUAUUUCCUCAAACAUAAACUGAAUCUAAAUCAAGGGAUUAAAACCUACGGAGUCGAACCUCAGAUGUUCAGAAAAUGACUGUGAAACUUUCAAUAUUGCACCAUUACCACUACUAUAACAAUGCAUGAAGGUGGAGUUUGUUUGUAGGAACCAGCUAAGGUUUUUUUUUUGUGUGUGUCAAUUGUUGAUCAUGUUUUCUCAUGAUUACUUACUGGAAUGCAGAUUUAUGUACAGAGGUAUUGAGAAAAUAUCUGAAUGAUUCAAUUGAAUCAAAGAUACCAGCCAUUAGGAACAAUUCUUUUGUUUUUUUACCCAUUAAUCGCACAAGUUAAGGUUGUUUGUUGAGUCUGGAGAUGGUAGCUUGCACAGAACAAAAACAUGACAAGUGGCAACUCAGCAUUCAGGCACUGUGAGAAGUCUGUUUGAAGAGGGUUUGGUGUCGAAACUUAUGUAUUUGAAGCUUUGGAACAAAACGUUUAAGGUCAAUCAGCGAAAUGUCUGCCUUUAAUAGGAUAUGGUUUUACAGUGUGGGAAUCUUGUUUUUGUUACACCCCAUCCUUUUAUUCCUCCUGCUUGAUUUGUGUUUUUUUUCUGCUUGUGUUUUUGCUACACAAGAUUGAACUGUCUCAUAAAAAGAUCCCUGUAAUACUGUUUAAGGUAGCCAAAUCCAACAUGCUUGGGUUGCACCAGACAGCAUCUCAUCAGCCAGAGUCCUGUAGCAACUGAGAUAUUGGCCAUGUUACAAAGUCAGCACUCUGACGAUGACGGUCAUGAUCAGACUUUUCAGUUUGGAUAAAGAAAUGGUGUGUCGUCACAGGGCGAGUGAUUUAAAAAGGCCUGACUCACUGACUUUGGCUGAAUCUGUUUACCUGCUCCGCCCCACAUCAGCCUCCUGACGUUAUGUUACUCGAUUGUAGGGUCUCACUUUCUUAAUUUAAAAGAAACAUGCAGGUUUGAGAGGUAUACAGAAGACAUGCAAAGUUUUUACCUUCAGGGGAUGUUUAUUUUAAUGUAAAUGAUCAGAACACUAUUCUGAGCGGUUCUAAAGUACUGAUCCAGAUGUGAUUUAGAGGGAGAAUAUUCUGUUAGUGUUGUUUGUUUGAAUCAAAAACAAACCUAUUUUAAACUGAGAGGCACUUAGUUUUUACUGACAUUUGUGUCACUGAUGUGAUCAAUUAAAGGUAAAUAGAUGAUGGCUGAGCUAACAGCAUUAACAUGAAUCUAAUCUGAUUUUCAGUUAGAAAAAAACUAGAGCUGAAUGUCAUACAGUGAAUAAGAGAAACUGUAAUACUUUAAUAUGAAUAUGUAUCAGCUGGAGCGGUCACCUGAUGGCACAUCUGCUGCAGCUGCAUUAUAAAGACAGAGCAUGGAAAAACGAAUGUUCUAGUCUAUAUGAGGAGGGGGUUAAGGCCAGGGUGAAGUUACACAGGUAUCCUAAACAAUACACUCUGGGUCCAUUUUCGGGUUUUCAUCCUCUCUUUACACUUUAUUUGCCUUAUUUCUCUCUGUAUUUGUACUGUAGUGUCUACACACUCACUGUAAAAGAAAACAGUGAACAAACUGAUCAUGCUGUUUUCCACCAGGGCCAGUGUUUCUUUAAUGUUAUGAACAGAUUGUGCUGCGAUUACCUCCUUCCCACAGUGUAAAGAAGUGUCUUUAUUCUGCCUUUUGGAGUGUGUUUUUAUUAUUGGACAUGGACUUGACUUUUGGACUUUUAUUAACUUGCUCGAUCUUUUCUGGAAUGAUAUCUUGAUUGUUUUAUCCCGUGUUUGUGUUUUCCUUGAACAUCAUUUAUAUCAUAGAUCACUGGCACUGAACUAUAAGAUGUAUCAUAUUUAUUUUAGUGCCUAUGUGGAAAUAUAUUUUUAAACAUUUUGAAUGAAUAAAGAAUGCUGGAAACUGA
This is a messenger RNA of Xyrichtys novacula (pearly razorfish), 7452 nucleotides long. The record is from the annotation of a GenBank genome assembly. NCBI's taxonomy places the organism in Eukaryota, Metazoa, Chordata, Actinopteri, Labriformes, Labridae.